AUGGCUCCAAAGAAGAUGCGGCUCGAUGUAGGAGCCGUCCCAACGAUCUUCGGAGCAACUUCUGGCGACAAUGGUCUUAACAUCAGUAACGAAUCUGAUGUGCAUAAUUCCGAGGUCACAGAGGUGACAAGCAGCAACGCCAUGGAGAAUCAUGGGCUACAAAGGUGUCUUGCAUUUCCCGAGGUGCAUGACAUAGUAGUAGACAUGCUUGUCACGGAUCGGCACACAGGCAUCAAAGCCAUGAUGAGAGACUUGUGCCCCCACAUUAAGCAUCGAUUUGUUGUGUGGCAUGUUGCCAAAGGUAUCAAGAAGAAACUUCUUGCUCUCGGUCGCGCAGCAAAGCAUCAGGUGGUGCAGCUGUGGAUCGAGAGUAUAGUUCGGCAUGCCUAUUGGUGCCCCAAAACCAGUGGGGAUGAUGGUGAACUGUGCCGGGCUAAAUGGGUGUCCUUGAUGAACCAUAUCGUUGAUGUCCAUCAACACGAAGACCCCUGGUACCCUGUCUGCUACCACGGGCCAGUGUCCCCACCAAGGGAAUGGCUGAAGGAAGAAAGUGAGACCUACAUGCGCGUGCAUGAUAUACUGAUGGCUCCUACACUUCUGAAAGACAUUCCGAUGCUGUCAUCUACAAAUCAGACAUUUGGCCUGGAAGCAUUUCAUAGCGUUCUCCUUCAUUUUCUGCCAAAAACACAUGGCUUCUCAGAUGCUGGAAUGCGUGCAAGGUAA
Ornithodoros turicata is the source of this 723-nucleotide messenger RNA. RefSeq lists its product as uncharacterized. Lineage: Eukaryota; Metazoa; Arthropoda; Arachnida; Ixodida; Argasidae. The record is from RefSeq and is a predicted model, not a curated record. The transcript has 4 exons. Bases 1 to 723 code for a protein of 240 amino acids.